Verticillium alfalfae VaMs.102 is the source of this 1938-nucleotide messenger RNA. Its product is annotated as dual specificity phosphatase. Gene Ontology annotation, molecular function: mRNA guanylyltransferase activity; protein tyrosine/serine/threonine phosphatase activity. The coding region runs from base 1 to 1938 and encodes 645 amino acids. NCBI's taxonomy places the organism in Eukaryota, Fungi, Ascomycota, Sordariomycetes, Glomerellales, Plectosphaerellaceae. Gene Ontology annotation, biological process: dephosphorylation; 7-methylguanosine mRNA capping. The transcript has a single exon. The record is from RefSeq and is a predicted model, not a curated record.
AUGGCGAUAAAGUCGCCUGAGGUUGCCGGCUGGAUCGAUGGACCAGCCUCCAGCCCCCAUCACCCAGAUGAGACGGACCCCCAGCUUCUCAAAGACAACUCUACCGUCAGAUCUUAUACCACCACUCGUUUCACGUAUCCGUCCAUACGCACUUUUUAUCGACGACAUCCUCGCGUCGAUCAGCUCCCCAAACCAGCGGCACCCCUGCUCGUGUUUAUCCAUGGUCUUGGCGGUUCCGUCGCGCAAUUCCACCCGCUGCUGACCAGCUUGGUGCACCUCUCCUCGUGCCUCGCCGUCGACCUCCCCGGCUGCGGACGAUCAGCGUUUGAUCCAGCACCAUGGGAGGCCUACUCCUUCGAGGCCCUCGUCGAGCUCCUGGAGGUCGUCAUCGAGGAGCACCGUCAGAAGGAUCCGGAGGGUACGGUCAUCCUUAUCGGUCACAGCCUAGGGACCGCCUUCAGCGCACGUCUCGCGAGUCGCAGCAAACCUGGCCGCACUCGCCUCUCAGAUCAUGUCGUAGCACUGGUGGGAAUCUGCCCCGUGUCCGCCCCGCCUCCAGAGGACAAGGUGGUGCUAUUCAAGAGACUUUUAUGGAUCCCCGGCUGGAUCUUCGACCUCUGGCGACGGUGGGAUCGGUGGGGUGGACCUACCAGCGCCAGUGUCAAUCGAUUUGUUGGCGCAGGCGCUGACCUUCACUUGCGCAAGAUUCAGGACCGCUUCAACACCCAGAGCCGCACGCCCGUCUGGCGCCGCAUGGCCUGGGGAACGUUACCUGAGUUCGAGGGCGGGACGGCCAAGGGUGGCAUGCCGGGUCUCGAUGUCUGGGCUGGCCUCAACAUCCCAGUCCUCCUCGUUGGCGGUGAAGCUGACACCAUCACAUCGGCCAAGGAAGUUGCCAAGAUCGAAACGCGUCUAUCAGGCAAGGGGGCCUCUCCCUCCGAGGUGGCAUCGGAAGAUGGCGACGAGGAACUUCCCGACUCGGCUGCGCCAGUGAAUACGUCAACGAAACCGUCCGAUCACCUGCCGGCAACCAUUGACGAUAUUCGCGAAGAAGAUUUCAACCGAGACCGGCGAAUGGUGAACCGCGAUGACAGUACGCAAGACGAUCCGUCCACGCCGAACGGAGGGUCAGGCCAGCAGCAUCCCGCCCAGCCACGCCACCCGCAAAGACUUUCAAGGUCCAUCAUCCUGCCGGCACCCGCCAACCAUGCUCUCCUGUACAUGCCUGCCACGGUGCGCAUUCUGUCGGGCGUCAUCUCCAAGUUUUUGCAAGACAAUGUGACGAAUCGUCUCAAUCUCGGCUGGCAGCUGCAGCACCUGAACCGCGAGGGCAAGUGGGACGUCAAGAACCUAGAAAAGUGGAAGAAGGUCGCGCCCGUAUCGGCCCCCAUCGGCCGCCCCGGUGCCCCCGUAUUCCGCGCCAUGAAGACCCUCCGCGAGACGGACGAUGUCCACAGUCCCUCGGAAUUCGCCCAGGCCUGGGGCAGCAUCAUCCGGACUGUCAUUGAUAUCAGCCACGACCAGCCCGUGUACGACCCGUUGACGAUGGAGCAGGAAGCUGGCAUCACGUACCGCAAGUUCGCGACGGUUUCCAAGGUGCCCCCGCGCGACGCCGAGGUCGACAUGUUCAUCCAGCUCGUGGACCAGCUCCGCGAGACACAGCGCUUGGCGAGCGAGGGUCGGGAGGAAGAGGUCGACGACGACGAGAAGAAGCAGGUCAUCGGCGUUCACUGCCACUACGGCUUCAACCGGACGGGGUAUUUCUUGGUGUGCUACCUCGUCGACCGGUGCGGGUUUGAAGUGCAGGAGGCCAUUGAUGCGUUUGCCAGGGCGAGGCCGAACGGGAUACGGCACUCGCACUUUUUGGAUCAGCUCUUCAUGCGGUAUUCCGGCGUCGAGGGUGCCGGGGUGGCCCCCGGGGCUGGAGAGGAGCGAUAG